GUAGGCGGGUGGGGGCGGAGCCAGGGCCGGAAGUAGAACGGUGGCGGCCGCGGAGGCUCUGGCAGCUCCGGACUGAGUGCAAGGUGACUCGGAAGAAUCACCAUGAUUCUUCAAAGGCUCUUCGGGUUGUCCUCUCUCAUUCGGUCUGCGGUCUCCGUUCAUUUGAGGAGGAACAUUGGUGUUACAGCAGUGGCAUUUAAUAAGGAACUUGAUCCUGUACAGAAACUCUUCGUGGACAAGAUUAGAGAAUACAGAACUAAACGACAGGCAUCUGGAGGACCGGUUGACACUGGCCCAGAAUACCAGCAAGACCUAGAGAGGGAACUUUUUAAGCUUAAGCAGAUGUAUGGUAAAGCAGACAUGAAUACAUUUCCAGACUUCAAAUUUGAAGAUCCUAAAUUUGAAGUCAUUGAAAAACCCCAGUCUUGAAGAAAUAAUGUAAAAUUUAUUCGAUAAUUUGUUCUAGAUUAGUUGUACAACUGGAUCAGAAUAAACAUACAUUUCUCAACUGUCAAAUGUUCUUUUAAUUCUGACUCCAAAUAAAUUAUUUGGUGAUGUUGGGUGUGCA
Messenger RNA from Mustela erminea (ermine), 568 nucleotides. It is a transcript of the gene ATP5PF, whose product is annotated as ATP synthase peripheral stalk subunit F6. Gene Ontology annotation, molecular function: proton transmembrane transporter activity. Lineage: Eukaryota; Metazoa; Chordata; Mammalia; Carnivora; Mustelidae. Gene Ontology annotation, biological process: proton motive force-driven ATP synthesis. The record is from RefSeq and is a predicted model, not a curated record. The coding region runs from base 103 to 429 and encodes 108 amino acids. The transcript has 4 exons.